AAGUGAAAAUUAACAUCAAAAAUAAACUGUUCCGCACUCGUGUUUUUUGAUAAAUAUUUAUUUGUAUAUUGCGUAGAUUGUUGAUACGUUUAUGUAAAGGUAAAUUUAAUGAAGUGAAGUGAUGUUGAUAAGUCGAGUGCCCGAUGAGGGUGCGGGGCGGGGCGAGCCAGCGGAGAUAACUCGUAACUGCCAGACGGCCAGCCAGCUGUUUGAGCUGAUGACCAAGGACCAUGACUUUGAAGCAGGAGAUGAUCCGCUCACAACUAGCGACCUCGUGCUGCUUUACAAGAACAUCGACUUAGGGACCCAGCUCAUGUCCAACGUACGCGAGAGACCCAACCAGUACGUGGAGAACGUGUACCACGACGACACCGAGACCGACUCUGACCUCGGCGAGAGCUGCAGCAGCGAGGAGCUCCGCAACAUCAUGCUCGCAAACAAGGAGAGGAUCGACUUGUUUACCACUCCCCCCUCCCUCAACUCCCUCUGCCACAAACUCGGCGAUUUAGAAAUACAAGUCUCCAAUAUCUCCAACGAUUUAUACCACGACCGCCACUUUCUAAACAGAGAUUCACACAUAAAAGAACAACUUCAGAACCUACAGCUAAUGUCCAAAGCGAAUGAAUUUAAUACCCUGCUCCCGGCUUCGUUGCUCGACUAUAUCUGCUGCAAGCGUUUGGAAGACAAUUACAACUUCUAUAUGGAUGAUAUUAUUACAUACGUUAAGCAUACUAUCGAUCAAUUGAAACGCAUUAGCAACGGGGAUUAUUUGCCGGAAAAAGUAAAGAAAAAAUGGAGGGAAUCGGACUCGAAAAGCAUUGAGAAUACGUCGAAAAUUCUGACGACAUCUAUCAGCAUGCCCCUGCAGGUGAAGCAGAAGACAACCGGGAUGACGCCGGUCUGGGAUGAAAUCGUCCAUACGGAGAUGGACUUGCGGUCGCUCGUCAAGAUAAUGGAAAAGAAAAUCGUUCUGGAAGUUCCGAGGAUGAUCAGCGACUCGUAUAAAUUUUUCAGCAGAUAUAGCGCUGACAAAUUAGUGAUGAGCUGCUCGCGGCGUCGAAGCGAAGGCGAGAGGGCGAAAACAAAGUCGCGUGUAGACGUUGUCUUGAGUGUGCAGCGCGCCGCAGCCGGCCAGCUUGUUAGUAACAUCCAUUCCAUCAUGGUACUGCAACCCGAGCGCCAGACUGCUCUAAAAGAUUGCACUGAGAUAAUGCCUUUAGAAUAUCAGAAUCCAGAGCACGCUGAUGAGUUAAUACCGAAAGUCAUCGAGCUGCCCGAAAUGGAACAAAAUACAGGAAACAGGUCUAGUCUUCAAUCCGACGAGUUUGGUUCCAUCUGUUCGAUUUCAGACGUCACAGAUUCUAAAGAAAGUGAUUGUAAAUCUAAGGAGGACUCUGAUAGCUCGAGCGCGGUCCCGCGGCCCGGCAGCCCGGACGCCGUGGCGCACAUCCUGACCACGGCCGCACGGGUCGUCCGCGCAGAGGCCGCCUCUAACCAUGCCACCCCCAACGACUUGAAUUUCUCCAUGACAACCAUGAACCCAGAAACAUCUUUACCGGAACAAAAUACUUCAGACUCCUUUUAUACCAAACCAAAGAAAAAGUCCCCAGAGCGAGCCCGAAUAAAGUCUCCGUAUGAGAAUAAAUCCCUUAUUUUAGAGGAAAGAAGAAGAAGGAGACUGUUGGAAGUUAAAGAACGACGCGAGAGAAAGAAAAUCUCUUCGAACGAAAACAGCAAAGUGGCUAAACAUAAGGCUUUUCCUCAGGCGGUUAGUUCGGUCACCAAAUUAUCCAUUACGAACAAAGCCUUUUACAACUCUAUUUAUGGAAGCAACGGUAAUGUUGAGAGCAAUAAGAGAAAGUCUUCAAUGACACUCAAUAUGAACACGCGCAAGGGAGCGCAGAAGAUAGACGAAGAGAUCGAAGAGUCUGAGGAAGAUGUAGACGGAGAGGUAGCGCUGCCGGACAAAACUCUUAAAAAAAUUACUAAAGGCCACUUCUUAGAUGAUACUGAAACGGAAAUGUCUUAUCUGCAAAGUAAACAUGACAGCGACUUCCUGCGAAUCUCGACGUCGACGUCAGUAAACUCCAAAGAAUCCAUAACCAACUUUAAUUCUCAGUCAGAAUGUUGUUCCCCGCUUAUAAGCGUCAAAGUUAAUGAACAAGAGUUGACAACUGUAGAAAAGCAAAGGUUGACGCACGAAAUAGAUAUUCUAAAACCUAAAGACACAUUAAAUAAAGAGUCCACAGAAACAUCAGAAGUGCACAACGAUAAAGCGCCAGCAUUAGAAUGCCGCCGCAGUCUGGAGAAGAUAUACACACUGAUGAAGAAACUUCAGCAGAUCGAAACCAGUGAAACGACGAAGAAGAAGGCACAAUCCAGCGAAUCGAGGGGAUUAAUAAGUGAAAGCGGUUCUAGUCUCAAACGACGAGUGUCUUUUAGCAAUCCAAAAUUGGAAAAGCUCACAGAUCGGUCAGAAAAAGCUAAAGAAAGAUGUGAUUCUCCUACAGCUGCCGUGCCUAAAGUCAUUAUUAGCGUGAAACCACAAACAAAACUUGACGAGAAAAACCGUAGCAAGGCGAAACCUCCACGCGCUAUCAAGAUGAUACCUGAAAACCCCUUAAAAGCCAUAUCCCAAUUACUCCACGAUAUUGACAACGUGCAAAAGUCCAGACCGAAAAUUGCAGAUCCAAAAUCUAUCAACCGAUCGAUAUCAACUGAAAACGAGGAGCUAGUGAAAAUACAGAAAAGACGGUCGCGGAUCGGGUCGCCGGCAAUAGAAGAACAGAAAGUUACGGCCAAAGUGAAAACGCGAUUUGUGAGGGAGGACAAGCCAGAAGUUGUGAAGCCUCAAGUGCUGGAGAAAAAGAUAAAUGAUAUGAUAGAUGAAGCGAAGGAGGCGCGAGGCGAGGCGGUGCGCGGCCCGGCGCGGUUCAGCUCGCGGCUCAACGCGCUGGCGCAGCCCAAGCGGGCUUACGUGCAGGCGCGGGGCGAGGAGCUGCCCAAGCGACAGAACCCUGACCAAGUGCAGCGGCCGGGCUCCCGCACGCGACGCCGCACCGACCGCCGCCUGUCUCCUGGCUCCGUCAGAGCGCCACACUCCUCCUUAGAGCGUACCACCAAGCCGCGCCGCUCCACCGCCAGCAGCCCCGAGCGACGCUGCCGGGGCUCCCCACAGUUUGGCACGCUCGCCGUCGCCGCCGCCGACGUACUACAGACAAUAAAAAAGAAGGUGGCAGUGGAGCCGGCAGGCGGUCGCUGCAUCGCAGAGCGAGUUGCGUUUACCCGUGCGCCGCUGCUGCCCUGCGACGUAGAACUAUCUUCGGAGACUUCAUGUGCCACGGAUGAUGCUCAGUCCAGUUCUAUCGGCCUCAAACUGCACCGGAUGGUCACCGACAUGCUCCGCGCCUCGCGACCUUCACCCGCCGCAGCAGACGUCAACCGCCGUGUCGGGGACCCGAGCCCGCCGCUCGCCGCCACUGCCUGCGGUGUGGAACCCAAACAAACUCAAAUCAUCACAGAGGAAAUCUUUGUAGAAAAUACCGCCAUUGAAGAAAUCUUUACAGCUAUCAACGAUCCAAGUUAUAGGUUUGAAAAUGCAAAACUAGUCACACCGGCCAACUCCGUCACAGAGCUCGAGGAGCUAGAACACGCCCUACACCGCAGCCUGUCGUCCGGGACGUUCGCCGGCCGCCUGCGCAUCAACAAGCUCACACUCUCGCCCCGGUCCUCCCUGCAGCGAGUCGUUAUGCACCAAUCUGGAGACACCACUCUUGUCCUCAAAUCGCAUUUAACCCAAAAAAUACAAGGUACUUGCCAAUCGUCUGAUCAGGAAUGUGAUUUAAUAGGGAUACUAUCGAAGACGCGGUUAAACUACGGAUUUUCUGGAUUCCCGUUACAAAUAUCUACCGUCGGCUAUGCUUUUCCUACUUUUAAAUAUGAAACAAAGAACAUAAUGCCUAGAAUAGUUCACACAGACAUGUUUGAUACGUCAGCUACGGGGACAUCUUGCACGGAUAGCAAGGAUACUGUGCUGGAGAUCAAAGCUGAAGAACGAGGAAUAAGAACGGACCAGGAAUGUAUCACCACACGAGCUGUCGCUGCCGAAAAAAAUCUGGAAACUGAUAUCAGUUCAGUUUCAGCGGCGAUCGCAGAAAGUGGCAUUAAAGAAGUCACAGCAUCUCUUAACAAGAUAGAUGGUCAAUCUUCUGAUUAUACUUCUUCUUUUGACAUCUUGGUGGGACUUCUGAACGAGAUUCAAAAAAUUACGACAUGCGGGAGCGACGCGACCAGCGCGCAAGCACUAGAAAGUAUUUCGAGUGAGUCGAGUCCAGAAGAUAGCGCUGCCGACCGUUCCGACCCUUCUAGCUCCGGAGACGCAGUGUCCAAUUCCUGUAAGAGCAGCGAUGACCCACUUGGGAGCCCGGAAACGAAAUCGGUUAGCGCUGAAGCUGUAGAAUUGAAGCCGGUGUGCGAAGACAAGGAAGUAUUGGCUCGAAUCGCGCCCGAACAGGUCGCCGCUAGCACAUCCCAACAGGCUGAGUUCUCAAACGGUAUCGAAACAUCCACUUGCACAGACUUACCAACCUCGAGUUAUUCCGUAUCGGCUUUCACUCACUCUGAAUAUUGUGACAUAGCCUGUAACACAUUGAUGCAAUCCGGCGAUAAAAUUACAGUGCAAAUGGGAAUGGAAACAAAUCGAACCUCCGUCAAAUCACUAGUGCCCUAUUAUAAUAAUAUUUUUAAGGUCGAAAUGCAAAACGAAGCAACACUCUUGCCUCUCACACAUUCAGUAGCUACUGGAACUAAAAGAAAUGUAGCUGCCGUCUGUAACAUUUUGGUAGACAUUGCUCCAGUCCAAAAAAGCAAAAGAAUUCUGGAUAAGCGCGAGGUAGUAAAAAUUGUAAGCGACCAAAAAGAGGUAAACAAAUUUAGUCUGAAUGUUGGCGAAUUGGAUUCCACGCUCAAAGUGAAAAGGGACAUUCUUGUGACGUUUUAUUCCAUAUUGGUGUUAACUGUCUUUGCUGCCCUGGCGUUUCCGGAGAUGUUGCAGUACGCGUAAUGUAAAUAUGUAUGUCGGAAGCUACAGCGUAAACAUAAAUUAUGGAAAUUUGUUGUCAUGAUUAGGUUUGUGUAGAAUUUAUUUAUUUAUUUAUUGAGCCGUAAAAGUUAUUAUAAUAAC
Cydia strobilella is the source of this 5182-nucleotide messenger RNA. RefSeq lists its product as uncharacterized. The coding region runs from base 122 to 5062 and encodes 1646 amino acids. The transcript has 8 exons. Lineage: Eukaryota; Metazoa; Arthropoda; Insecta; Lepidoptera; Tortricidae. The record is from RefSeq and is a predicted model, not a curated record.